CCGGGUUUCAUACUACUCAGACCCGGUUCUCAAGAUCAUCAAAAAACCCGGGUUUACCCGGUUUUUUUGGAACCGGGUAAACCCGGGUGCAUGCCCUACUUUAACCAGCAAGAUGAUAAGACAAGGAAUAAGAAGUUUGAAGCAAGUCGCGCCCAGCGUUAGGGCUUUGUCCAGUCAAGCAAACCUAACAAGCUUGAAUGCUGACAAUGAAGGUAUUGCAGUCCUAACGUUACAAAGACCACCUGUGAAUAGUCUUAAUUUGGACUUGCUGCAAGAAAUAAGCAAAUCGCUGGAUGAAGUUAGCAAGAAUAAAUUUAGAGCCCUGAUUCUGACUUCUGCAUCACCCACAGUAUUUUCAGCUGGUCUUGAUAUUAUGGAGAUGUAUAAACCUGAUAUGAAGAGAGCGGAACUUUUCUGGACAACAUUGCAAGAAGUUUGGCUAAAACUCUUUGAAGCCAGCUUCAUAACAGCUGCUGCGAUUAAUGGUCACGCACCAGCCGGUGGUUGUUUACUAGCGACAUCUUGCGAAUAUCGAGCUAUGGUGAGCGGCAGAUACACGAUAGGGCUUAACGAAACCGCUCUGGGUAUUGUGGCCCCAUUGUGGUUCAUGGACACUAUAUGUAAUACAUUGCCUAGGAGGCAGGCGGAAUUGGCACUUACUACGGGAAAAUUGUUCACUGUGGAUGAGGCUUUGAAGGUGGGUCUAAUUGACGAUGUUGCGAGUGACAAAGAGGACGCGAUAAAUAAAUGCAAAGAAUUUAUAAAGCAGUUCAACAGGAUUCCGGCAUUAGCAAGAGCGGUUACUAAACAAAAGUACAGAGCCAGUACAAACCAGUGGUUAAAAGACAAUAGGAAAACGGAUGCUGCAGAAUUCUUAGGUUUCCUAAGUAACCCUAAAACACAAAAAUCGUUGGAAAUGUACAUACAGUCUUUGAAACAGAAAGACAAAUAGAACUUUUCAUACCUUAAACCCCAGCCACACGACUUGAACGAGUGGUGUGGGAAGUGACGAGGAAAGUAGGCAGGGACGUAGUGUGGCCACGUUACUCGUCAUGCCACUCGUCGUGCUCAUCGUCCUGCUCACUGCUCCCUAUUUUGUCGGCUUUUGAGUCAAAGGACCGGCAAUACGAGUGCGAAAUGAAGAGCGUCGCGAUUAAUCGCGCGAGUAGAGCAGUGUGUGGCCAGACGGCAAUAUCGAGGCGAGCGGCAGCGCGAUGAGCAGGACGAGUAGCAUAGUGUGGCUGGGGUAUUAGAUAUACCUUGUAGUAAAAUAUUAUGCCUCCUCCACAUUACUCGCGAAGUUGAACGAGGUUAGACGAAUAGAAUAAUGUAGAGAGGCACUUCGGCUUACUUCGUCCAA
Messenger RNA from Colias croceus (clouded yellow), 1360 nucleotides. RefSeq names its product enoyl-CoA delta isomerase 1, mitochondrial-like. Lineage: Eukaryota; Metazoa; Arthropoda; Insecta; Lepidoptera; Pieridae. Gene Ontology annotation, cellular component: mitochondrion. The coding region runs from base 113 to 952 and encodes 279 amino acids. The record is from RefSeq and is a predicted model, not a curated record. The transcript is spliced from 5 exons. Gene Ontology annotation, molecular function: enoyl-CoA hydratase activity. Gene Ontology annotation, biological process: fatty acid beta-oxidation.